Molecule: messenger RNA, 1980 nt
Organism: Rubroshorea leprosula
Lineage: Eukaryota; Viridiplantae; Streptophyta; Magnoliopsida; Malvales; Dipterocarpaceae
Source: the annotation of a GenBank genome assembly
CACCGCACAAGUCCCACCAAGGAAGAACCAAUUCACGUCCCAAUACUAAUCAAUGUCUCUACUAAAAACCUUUGACUAAUACAUAUUAUCAACGAAUUAUUUUUGAAUUCUACACCAACUCGUACAGGGGAAAUAGACUUUUAUUUUAUGCCGUGUAGAACUAAUUCAUCGUAGUAACCACCUGUGCUACCAGUUCUUUCUCACCUUUCUCCUAGAUGGAAGCUAUGAGAGAUUCAAUUGCAGUGCCAUGGAUUGUGAGGAUGGUUAUCAGGUUUCAUCCAUUAUUGACAGUAACUAGGCUUAUUUAUUGGGUAAUACUUUUGCAAGAUUGGAUUGAAGAGAAGGUGAGCAAUCAAUGGAAAGCCCUCAAGGUGUAUUUCCAAUCAACAAUGAGAUCUCUGUUAGAUCCUAUUAUUGAGAAGAUGAAGAAUCUAUCGAAAGUCCUCGAGAUGCAUCUCCACAACGAAGCGGCAAAGGGUCAACUAAAGGCCAAACUAGUUGGUAAACUUGCCAUGUUUUCUGCCAUAUUUCUUCUAGAGAAUACAGAGUUAAGUUCAAAAUAUGAUGGAAGAGGAGUCAAAGUGCAGUUAUUGACGAUAAUUGGCCUUGGGCUGUUAAGACAUUCAAAGCCUUGGAGUCAAUUUAAAAUUCUUCUUGGAAGGUACAACUGCAUGGUAAAUUCAACAUCAAACUUCAUCUUCUUCAUUAUAGCACUUCUUUUUGCAAAAUUUUACGAUAAUUCCUUGAGGGGCCUCAGUGCCAUGUUGUGCAUCUCAGUUUUUCUUCUAUGUGUACUAGUGGUAUCACGACCGCAAACAGACCUUGGGUUGUUUAAUUUUGUCAUUGGAGUCAUUGGAUCUAUUACUUACAACCGCUAUGAGUUGAACUUUCCCACAUGGAUAAUUGCUUCCAUCUGUUUUGUGUCAUUCAGUUUCAAGAACUGGUUAGAUAAGUAUUGGUUGGAUUUGGAAGAAGAUCCCUGCACAAAUACCACAAUUGAAAGUGUUAGUGUGUUGUUUAUUUUUUCAUCAACAGUUACAUGUUUUGCAAACAGCAUCUUCAUUUCUUCUACUUUCAAAUCUUCCCUAUCCAACUAUAAAAACGGGUUAGUUAAGGCAACUGUUAUUGUGCUUUAUAGUCUCUGUAAGUUCUAUAAUAAUUCCCAAGAUAGCUCAAUGCCCUCUACAAAUACCAAAGGAAUUAGUGGUUUGGUUUUGACAGUUGUAAAUAUUGCACAAGGCAUGUUCAAGUUUGCUCUUAUCACAUUUCCCAUGGCCAAUUAUAAAGAUUGGUUAUUUAUAGUAAUCAGUUAUGUCAUUUUUUGUUUCUGGUUGCAAAGCUUUUUUCCCAAAGAUAUGUUUCUGCUCUCUACAAAUACCAAAGGAAUCAAAGACAAGAUUUGGGCUAUGCAAUCAAUUGCUAAAUACGGUAUUGUGGUGUUGGCUGGUUUUGAACCUCGAGUGUACUAUAGAGAAUGGUUGGUUACGGUAACCUGUUAUGUGUUUUGGUGGGUUCAGUUACGUAUGUCCUUUCCCAAAGAUCUGUCACUUCUGUUCAACACAAUUGAAUUUAAAGCUCAGUGGUGGAUACUGUCAGCAUUAGUUUACAUGCUUCCAGAUGUCAUAUCUUGGAUCAAACUAUCUAGAACAACAUAUCAUCGACAACUACAAGUAUGAAAAUAUUAGACACUAGCUUAAAUCAUAAUAAGUACUUAGAUAUAUGGAAAUUUUUAUAGUCUUGUGUGACACUAUUUUCAAGUAUAUGUUUGUAUCCAGAAUCCUUAUUAAAAUCGACCAAUCAUAUGUAAUUUUUUAGUCAUUUGUGUUUUAUUCAUUUGAAUUUCUUGCUAUUGUUCUUUUUUUUUUUUUCUUUUAUAUAGAUAUCAAAAUGGCACACCUUUAUCUUAUUUUAAUUUACGGAGAAUGUUUUUUUUUUUUUUUCCAUCUAAUCUGUGCAUACUAAUAAAAUUGGAUUUUGUAC